AACAAAGAGCUUGUAUGUAUAUAUUUUUCAAUUUGAAAAUACAACAAAAGUAUUUAACGUUGUACCGCAAAGACUGACAUUUGGUCAAGGAAUCAUAUGAUGAAAAUACAAAAAUCUCCGAUGACGACAGGGAUUAGAAGAAUGCUCUGAAGGUCGGUGUCCAGUCGUAUGCUUUAAGUAUGGAAGGCCUGAGCUUGGAGUACAGAGAUCUGGAGUCGACGACAGAAAUUUGUAGACGUAAGAAUGGUCCACAGGCCACAGAAAAUACGAUAAGCCAGAAAUUAGAACUCUUACAAGAGCUGUUGAAGCAGAAGAAAGAUCUCACGAAUCGAAAACACCGUUGUCUACCUAAGACCCAGAGUUUAGAUCAAACGACGAAUUGCUUUCAUCAAGAGACUCUACAAAAAGCCACUCAUUUACGACAGCGAAAGAUUUCAACGCAACUAAAGAUGGACACACUCCAAAAGAAGCUUCAAGACGACAAAAAGUGGGAACCGAAAAGCAUCUACAAAAUUCCACAGAUACAACAGCAUUUCCAGGAUCAGCUAGUCGAGCUAAACCGAACAUUACAAGAGAUCGACAGUGACCUGGGUAAGGCCGAACAUGAGUUAGGAGAGAGUUUCAGAGAACUGAACAUUGUUAGCAACACUCAUGUUAAGAAGCAUACUAGUAGAAAUAGUCCCUUUAGGCGGGAUCAACCCGAAAUCUAUCAAGAAAAACUACCUAAAAUUCGAAUAUCCAAAUCUGUAGAUGACUGUAGGGAUGUUUCUCUCAAAACCAAAGCUACAAAGCUGAUUUCUUCUCCGAAGUUACGAAAGCUGAAAGAUGAUAGCGCUAAAACAGGAUCGCCCAUGUCCUCGUCUUGGGUUGCUAAAACCUUUUCCAAAGAAGAAGAUUGUGACUUCAUGGCUGAUCGGAAACAAAGCCAAUUAAGCUUAAGUCCACACACUAUAAAAUUGAGAAAAAGUCCAUUGUGCGUUCUUGGUAAUUUCAUGGAAGCUCAAAUCCGAGAAAGAAUAAUGUUACACAGAAGAAAUAAAUCUGCAGAACACAACGUAGAAGCAGCCAAAAAAGACUACGCACAUUUCAGACGGAGAUCGACUUCAAACGAAAAUAUUGUCUUCAGAAGUCGUAAUAGUGCUGCAUCAAGAUCAGCAGGGAAGUUGGGCGAGGAUGCACAACCAGCUGAAAAAGACAAAUGUCAGAUACGUGAUGAGCAUAACAACACCUGCUACCCUAAGAACAUUGAAAAUGAGGGAUAUACCAAAGUAAAGACUGUAAUCAAGCCUGAAGUCUUGGCAGAAAUUAAAGCCAACACAUGGAUAUGAAUUCCAGUUUCUAUGAAAUAAAAAGGUGAGGAAUGACUCUUAAAUCAUAAAAAGGACAAAAACUGAACUUGUGGCCAAAGAAAAAAGAAAAAUGGAUGUCGAAACUAAUUUAUCAACAAAAGUAAACAAUAAACCAUGAGGAAAAGAACUGGACAGGAAAACAGCAACUCACACUUCAAAACCAAUAUCCAGGGUUUUUUGAACAUCCGAUAAGUUAGUGCACCUAUCUUUAUCAGUAGGUAAGGUGUAUGAGGUGCAUGCUAAGAACAUGUCAAAAUCUUACCUAGGCGAAACUGGAAGAAGUAC
Limulus polyphemus (Atlantic horseshoe crab) is the source of this 1634-nucleotide messenger RNA. RefSeq lists its product as uncharacterized. The record is from RefSeq and is a predicted model, not a curated record. Bases 180 to 1328 code for a protein of 382 amino acids. The transcript is spliced from 7 exons. NCBI's taxonomy places the organism in Eukaryota, Metazoa, Arthropoda, Merostomata, Xiphosura, Limulidae.